CCUAAGGCGGCCAGAAACUUCCUGUCUGCAUUGUAAUGUUAUUCAAAACAGCAGGAGUCCAAACACAACUCGGUUUAAAUUACAUCUCCAUCGAUAUCACUGGUAGCAACCUUUCACCAGUUGUCACGCAAAAUAAGAGAAAUGAAUACUUUGGAAGUAUGCAGCCAUUGUGGAGAGAAACUUGAAUACACUGAAACGGAUAUCCAUUUAGCUUGCACAGAGAACAUUGAAAGAUGCAAUGCAGCUGUGACGUCGUUCCAAGACACAAUGGCUACCAGCCCGAACAUACAAUUUAUGGGUAUUCACGUCCGCUAUCUGUAUGGCAUCGACAGGAACUUAACUGAUCGAGAAAAAAUCGAGAAAAAGAAGAAACGGAGUUUGAAGCUUUUCGAGCUCACAAGGCAUAUCUCAGCGCUAAGAAAUUCUAAUGGUGGCUACUUACUUGUUCACAUUGUAGGCUUAACUCCAAAUGAAAAUUACAUUGGUGCUUUUGACGAGUUUGCAGAUGACACCCUUUACAAAAUGAUAGAAGAUGGAAGAAUGUUUGAAAGCGUGUAUAAGAAAGCAAGGCUUUGCGAGGCUGAAGGAUGCAAUCAGUUCCAUGAUUUCAUCAGUAUUUUUGUUACCAAAGGCACAGAAUUUUCAACAGCUGAUUUUAAAACUAAAAUAUCUUUAGACUGGGAAAUUAUAAACCCUUUACCUAUCACAAUGAAAAGGUUUGUUGUCGAACAAAACAAUUGGAAUCCCAUUCACCAUGAAGAAAUUGAUUUCAAAUUCAAUGGUGACUUUGAAACGAUUUCACAAUUGCAAGAGAAACGUGAUUUACAACUAAAGGGCUUCAUUGAAAACAAACUUAGAGUUGACUGGAAGUCAUUAUCGGGCUAUAACAAAGCCCGAACAGUUUGGGAUGAUCUUAGACUGAGGGAGUAUGUCAGUGCCUUCACAAAGAACAAGCGGGGUGGAUCCUUCCUGCUAGGAAUUGGGGGAAAAGAUAAGAGCAAUGGUGUGUAUAAGUCAAAAGAUCUCAUUGUACAAGGAGUGCCACUUGAGGACGAAAAUGAGUUCAGAGGCUACCUCAAAGAACUUGUCCAUGACGAGAGCCUGGUGUGUGACUUUAAGGGGCACACUGAUCCUAAGUUGGACAUAAUGAACGUAAAAUGCACCCUUGUACCCUCUGAAUAUGUGCAUUUAAGUACUACACGUGGUUCGCAAACCAGGCAGUACUACAUUGUCGAGGUACUGGUUCGCCCAAUCAAAGGAGUAGCAUUUUAUGACAAACAUGGGCCUGUAUCAUGCCGAAUCAUCAACAACAUUUGUACCCCUGUUGAUGUGAAAACAUGGUUCGAAAAGAUUGCCAUGCCCACACAAACAUCGUUUUGAUGACUAACACAACUUGACAAGUUUCAUUGAUAUAAAGACACAAAAUAAAUUUACAUACAUG
Haliotis rufescens (red abalone) is the source of this 1441-nucleotide messenger RNA. RefSeq lists its product as uncharacterized. NCBI's taxonomy places the organism in Eukaryota, Metazoa, Mollusca, Gastropoda, Lepetellida, Haliotidae. The transcript has 3 exons. Bases 142 to 1380 code for a protein of 412 amino acids. The record is from RefSeq and is a predicted model, not a curated record.